AUGGAAAACAAGGAGAGCUCUCUCAAAACGAUUACCCAGUGCCUGGAUGCGACAGAAACGGCGAUAGAAGCAAUUCGUGAAGGAGACAUUUACCGUCGUGAGACUUCUUUGGAACUUCGCGGUAUUCAGCUUUUGAGUCAUGAAAAUCUGGGAAAACUGAAGUCGAUGCUGGCGGAACUGGAGGAGCAAAUUGAUAGAGAACGGGUUGGAAACACGAAAUGGAUGGAAAGACGAGUGGAACAAGCAAGAGCAGUGGCUGAUGCGGCUUUGAACUCAACAUUGAUGGUUAAGGAUGUGCAAACUCUGGAGAAGAAAGUGAACAUUCUGAAGGAUUCCAUUAUCCAGAUGAACAAGUCCUAUAGAAACUACUCGGCUAAUUUGGAUAUGAAGGAUUUGAAAGAACAAGUGAUUGAAAUGGUUCAACGUAUUGAGAGAAUGGAGAGAGAAGCGUUGGAUGGAUAUCCGACUGAUGAGCCAUCUAUGGAACGUGUGUUCCGUGGUGCAAUUGAAGGGCUCUACGGACUGCAAUCAUCGAAUCCAAAAGUGAUGCAAGAGGCUAAAAAGUUGGCUCAAGAGUUGAGUGUUUUCCGUGACGCGGCAGCUAACAAGAAUUUCUAUGCGAUGAUCUCUUCGAAAACCGGCAAGUCGUCGGCCGAAUCCUUGUCAGCGAGUUCUUCGGAAACUCAAUUCACUUCAGAUGCAAGUGGAUCUUCUUCUUCUUCUUACUAUCAAUCUACCAAUACUCCUUCCACUUCCUCUACUCUUUUUUCCAGUAAAAAAUAA
This is a messenger RNA of Caenorhabditis briggsae, 783 nucleotides long. The record is from RefSeq and is a predicted model, not a curated record. The coding region runs from base 1 to 783 and encodes 260 amino acids. NCBI's taxonomy places the organism in Eukaryota, Metazoa, Nematoda, Chromadorea, Rhabditida, Rhabditidae. The transcript is spliced from 5 exons.